AUGAACAACUGCAUUGACGAAGUUAUUGAAUUUCCACUGCCACGGGAAGUUGAGCGUUACAAACUGCUGAAGCUAUACAGCCUAUACUUGAACAAAUACCUCUGUGGUGAAGAAGGCGGCAAGUCCAAAUGUGGACAUUUGUUUAAGAAGAAACCGCAGAAAAUAACCAUAGAAGAUCUGCCAGAUGAUGUCUUACGAGAGGCUGCAUGGAAAACAGAUGGGUUUUCGGGUCAUGAUAUUGCAAAACUCAUGGCUAGUGUUCAAGCGGCGGUAUAUGGACGCCCGGACUGUGUUCUAGAUUCCAAUCUAUACAUGAAGAUUGUGGAUUACGAGGUUCAAGAGCAUCACCAGCGAAAUAAAACUAGCAUCUGA
Molecule: messenger RNA, 372 nt
Organism: Fraxinus pennsylvanica
Lineage: Eukaryota; Viridiplantae; Streptophyta; Magnoliopsida; Lamiales; Oleaceae
Source: the annotation of a GenBank genome assembly